Molecule: messenger RNA, 806 nt
Organism: Acanthopagrus latus (yellowfin seabream)
Lineage: Eukaryota; Metazoa; Chordata; Actinopteri; Spariformes; Sparidae
Gene: pfn1
Product: profilin 1
Exons: 4
Coding region: 162-575 (137 amino acids)
Biological process (GO): positive regulation of actin filament bundle assembly; regulation of actin filament polymerization
Cellular component (GO): cytoplasm
Molecular function (GO): actin binding
Source: RefSeq, a predicted model, not a curated record
GAGAGACAGAGACAGAGAGACAGAGGGGGAGGGGAGAAUGAGGGUGACAGUGAUGGAGGUGGGAGUGGUCAGAGGUAUAUAAGAUCAUUCGUCUUCCUGCUUUCUGCAUUUGCUUUCUGCCGUUACUCUGCUCAUCAGAACAUAGACUGCACCUGCACAGGAUGUCGUGGGAUCAAUACAUCACCAGUCUGAAGGCCGACAGCCAGGUCUUGGACGCAGCCAUCUGGGGGUGUGAGAAGGGAGCAGAGUCUAAAUGGGCUGGAGGGGCUGGCCUGGACAGCAUUACGGUGGACGAAAUUAAAAAGCUGGUUGGUGACAGGUCGGCGUUCAGGCAGUGUGGCCCGCACAUCGCCGGGAAUAAGUGCAUGCUGCUGACGGACAACAUGGACACAGACGGCGUCCACUGCCUGAACCUGAAGACAGCAGCAGACGCUGAAGGCAACCGCUACUCAGUAUGUGUCGGCAAGACUAACAAGGCUUUAAUCAUAGUAAAGGGCACAAAGGACGCCAACGGAGGACAUCUGGCCGAGAAGGUGUACCAAACCGUCAAGUACCUGCGGGAGCAGCAGUACUAGGACAAGAUGGCCGCCCUGCUUCCCCCUGUGCACAUCAUCUCAACGGACUGUUGUCAGUCCAUGUUUGUCUCGUUUGGACCAUCAGCUGUGUUUCUGCCACCAGCGAUGAUUAAAGUAUUUGCAGUGUGUUCUGAUGUUCUGAGCGCCAGCGGGUUGGGUUCAAUCUCUGGGUCAGUGUUAACGUUUUUUAAACUGGAACCAAAAAUAAAGAGACGGACGUGUUCAUUUUCC